Molecule: messenger RNA, 2355 nt
Organism: Pelmatolapia mariae (spotted tilapia)
Lineage: Eukaryota; Metazoa; Chordata; Actinopteri; Cichliformes; Cichlidae
Product: inactive N-acetylated-alpha-linked acidic dipeptidase-like protein 2
Exons: 15
Coding region: 1-2355 (784 amino acids)
Source: RefSeq, a predicted model, not a curated record
AUGGCAUAUAGGAAGGUGUGUGAUGCCCAGGGUGGUCCGCUGGUCGGUGAGGUUCUGCACUGCUCUGGAGGUCUAGACCUUGACUGGGAUCUGGACAAGGAAGAGCUGCAGGAACCGGGGCCAAGCAUGGACCGCAUGCAGAUGCAACAUAUAGACUGCCAGAGAUCAGGGUGUUCAGACCCUGGUCCUGACCCUGACCCUGAACUGAUGGAACCCAUCCAGCCCUCUGUAUCAGUUUCACCACAUGGACGAUUUGAACGACUUCAAGAAGAUCCCAACUACAUCUCCCAUUUCACCAGGGCUCCUGGACAUAAAGGGCAAAGACGACUGCACUGUUUCCUAGUCAAAUACUUCCUGGCAGGGGUGGCUCUUUUUGUCCUUGGUGCCCUGAUUGGUUGGUUUACUCACACAUCUACUAUCAAAACACCUGUUCUGCCACCCGAUAGCUCCGACCUGCUGGAGGAGUUGUUAAAAGGAAUUACUGCUGACAAGAUAGAUGCCCUUCAAAGGUCUUUUUCAAGCUUGUCAGAUGACAGUGAAGAGUCAAGAGCCAGGUACCUUUACAGGCAGUGGGUGGGACUUGGUUUAACUGAUGUCCACCUAUCCAAUCACACUGUUCUGCUCAGUCUGCCUGGUUCCACACCCAACACCAUCACUGACAGAUCUAGCCACCAGUGUUUCAUGCCAAAUGGGACCCCUUGUGACCAGCGUGGACCAAAUGAUCUGCCAAAGCAGCAGUUCUCCUAUGCUGCAUACUCUGCCAUGGGAAGCGUGCAGGGUGAGGUGGUGGACAUCCAGUAUGGCAGUGUCGAUGACCUAAGAAGAGCCAAAGAGACCCUGAACCUCACCAACCAGAUUGCUGUUGUCAAACUUGGCAAAAUACCUUUACUAUACAAGCUAUCCCUACUGUCUGAGUUGGGUUUUGGAGGUGUUCUUCUUUACAUUGACCCCUGUGAUGGUCCCCCCAGUCGCCACACUUGGCGUCAAGCCUUUAGAGUCACUUUAAACCCUGGAGGAAAUCCUGCAAUUGUUGGGUUGUCAAAGGAAGCAGGAGGAAGUCUGACAUCUUUGUUGGUUCAGCCCAUCUCUGCCCUCCUCGCCAAGACAUUGCUGUCAUCGCCAUCCACGGGCCAGGAAGGCUCUUGUAUUCCUCUAGCAAUGCCUCCCAAUACAGAGCGCAAGAAGAUAACCCUGACAAUUGGAAACCAGUUUUCGUACAAGAAAAUUUACAACGUUGUGGGAUAUCUGAAGGGAAAGAGGAACCCAGAUCGCUAUGUGCUGGUUGGUAGCCGUCAUGACAGCGACCAUGGAGGCGGGACUUCAGCUAUUAUGAAUCAACUGAUUGCAGCACUGACAGAGCAAACCAAACGCGGAUGGGUACCAGACCGUACCACUGUGUUUUGCUCAUGGGGAGGCUCGGCCCUGGGAAACAUUGGAUCUUAUGAGUGGGGAAAGGAUAACAGUGUUGUUCUGCAGAGCAGUGCAGUGGCCUAUGUCAGCCUGAACUCUCCAGUUAGAGGGACGGAAGCUCUCAGAGCUACAGCCUCACCAACUCUUCUGCAGCUCACCUCAGAUAUACAGAGGAGGCAGUUGCUGAGUUGUAUUCGUGGCGGAAACUGCCCUGGUCCCAACGUCAGCUCACUGCAGUUGCCUGGAGAUGUGGGUUUCUUUGCCAACCAAUUGGCUGUGCCCACCAUGGAGUUUGCCUUUGAACAGACUAGAGCAGAAGAGACCACCAGUUUUCUGUCAGAGGCCCAGUUUUCUUCAGAGACACCAGAAACCCUGGACCCACUUUUCAAGUUCCAUGAGACCAUUGCUAAGAUGACUGCAGAAGCAAUUCUCCGACUGGUCAAUGAUCCCGUGCUGCCAUUUUACCCUCUAGACAUCGCCCUGGAUGUUCAAAACAAGCUCAAAGACAAGAGUGCACUAUCGCUGCCCCUGCUUUCCUCAGCCUCCGCUCUCAGAGACCAUGCAGCUUUCUUCCAGUCAGAAACUAUGCGGCCGGCAAAUGACCCAAAAGAGCGUGACCCCUCCCACGUGCGGAUGCUGAAUGAUGUACUCCGUGACCUGGAGAAGAGCUUCAUCAUCCCACAGACACCGCCUGGAGUGUACAGGAAUCUGUUAUACAGCCUUCCAGGAAAGACUCCUCAGUUUUCCAUCUUGAAGUUCCCUCAGGAAGCUGUCCUGCCUUGCAACAUCCCCAGCAAAGCAAUCAAACACAACUCCGCAAACAAAGAAGUACUUUUCCACAGCGCCACAAACCAGUCUCUGUCUCUCAUCCUCAGGGCCAUCCAGUCAGCUGAGAGGCUUGUGUGUUUUGGUUUGGACUUGUUUGAAAAUUAUUCAAGUGAAUGA